UGUACAUGUGCACAAACCUUCUUCUUGAAUUUUCCUUCACUUUACUGUUUUCUCUCUUCUGCCUUCUCUCUGUAACUGUAACCUCUCUGAUAUUAAGAUUUUCCUAGAGUGAGUUCUCUGUUUCUUUGGAUCUGAGCAAACAGAGUGCUUUGAUUUUCCACCGAAAUUUCAUUAUAUACCUAGUCAUCUGUUUCAAUAGUGGAGUGAAGUAAAACAACAUGCCUUGGUUGAGUCAAUCAGUUGAUGUGUUUCGCAAUGUUGUGCGAUUGAAUUUGUAUUGCAGGGUUAUUCUGUAAAUUAUUUCUCCAACUGAACCUCAACCAAUCUUCAGACUCUUGGCUUGUCAUUCUUCUGCAAACUAUUAAAGAUUGAGUUUUGAGUGGUCAAAAGAAGUUAUGGUGUGGCAAGCAGCAAGCCAAACAAGAUUUCGGGCGUUAAAGCAUGAGAAUGGAAUUGCUGGAAAACCGAUAAUUAUAGUUAGAGUCAUUGCAUGCUAUCAACCAUUGCAGGAUUGCCAGGCUGAGUACUUCCGCCACUUGCUUAAACCUGUCACGUAGAUUGAUUACACACUUGCUUUAUAUUGUCAAGCUGGAAAUUGUAGUUUCUCCUUUUUUUUCUUCCAUUGUUCCUCAACGAAGCAGAAAACUAAUUCAAUAUUGCAUAUUGAAGCUCAAAUCUUGGUUAUUCUUUUGGUUGGAUGGUUAAAUCCAACAAUUCUUGGCUGUUCCGACCACAGUGCACUGGGCAAUCACCUAAUUUGAAUUGCAUGAGCACAUCAGUUGAGCCAGUGCAACAAGGAUGUUUGCCAGCAUGUGUGAAUCCUGGCUUGAACACAUUUUCUGCAAAUAUGAUGAUGCCAGGGAUUGCAGUCCCAUGCAUCCCAAGUUUGAACACACAACAAAGUAAUGGGGGCCAAGGGUUGUCUCAAAGAUUGCCCCCUGUCUUCCAGAAUUUGUUUCCUAUGAGCUCAUGUCUCAAAGAGAACUUACCUGUGUUUUCUUAUGGUGGGGAGGGUGCACCAAAUGCAAUCCCUGGAUGUCAGCAGAGAUAUGUUAUUUUUGACCAGUCUGGGAAUGAAACAAGGUUAAUAUAUAGUUCUUUUCUAACUGCUGAUGUGAAACCGACUGUAGCUGCCACAAAACCAAUUGGUGGUUCUUAUUUGCACUAUGAAGAACAUGCAGCUAAAAUGGACCGAAUCAAUCAUACAGUGCUGAAGUUGCAGGAAGUAUCAGAUGAGAAUCGCUUAAGUGGUGAAGAAAGUGAGAUGCAUGAAGACACUGAAGAAAUCAAUGCCUUCCUUUACUCUGAUGAUGAUGAAGAUGAUGAUGAUGAUGAUGAUGAUGAUGAUGAUGAAGUAACAAGCACUGGUCACUCUCCCAUUCUGAUCAGUAGUUGUGGGACGCUAGCACAAGUAGAGGAAAUAACAGAGGAAGUAACUGGUUCUGAUGGCCGAAACAAAAGGCAGAAAUUGCUUGAUGGUGGGUACAAAAGAAAAUCACUAGUGGACGCUGCUAGUUUGACAAAAGUGGCCGGAGUUCACGGGUGUGAUGAUGAUGAUGAUGAAUCAAGCUAUGCUAUUAGCCAAAACCAAGAAGAGGAAAGGCUUGUCAUUUUGGGGAACAAGCAAUUGAAAAAGGAUAAGGUUCGUGCAACAUUGAAAAUUCUGGAGAACAUAAUCCCUGGUGCAAAGGACAAGGACCCAUUGCUGGUCCUUGAUGUAGCUAUAGAUUACUUGAAGUCUUUGAAAUUCAAAGCCAAAACUCUAGGACUGAACUACUGUUAAGUUUCAAUCCUCCUUCCAUGGUAGUAUGUUGGCUAGUGGGUGGAAGGAAGGAAGAAUGAAGAAAAGUAGCAAUCCAACAAUUCUUGGCUUGAAUGAUUGAUGAGUUUGAAAUCUCUAUAUUAGCUUUUCUGAUGUGGCAUACCCUUAAGACUUUUUUCCUCAAGAGCUGUGUAUAAUGGGCCAAUAAAAGGAGAGUAGUGGCAAGAUAUAUGGCAGUUUGGUUGCAGGAGCUGAAGGGAAAAAAUGGAAUUUGGUUUGUUGACCAAAAAUGAUUAUCUUUUAGCUUUAUUGUGGAUUAAAGGUCAUGACAGGAAUUUAUUUUCCCCAAGUGUUGAGAAACCCUAUGGAUUUAGUGCAUGCGCGUUAGGUAAUUCGGGUCCCACUCUCCACCCUUUCUUUCUUUGAUUUUAUGCAUUUGUCUUCCUCUCUUUACCCUCACACAAAUCAUGUUGCUAUUAAACUCUAUUAAAGUGCCAAGAAAGUUUCAGAUGUGUGGAAAUACUGUAGAGAAGCAUGGUGUCUCACCAUGAAUUGUUGGGGUCCACUCUUGAUCAAAUAAUUUCUUCGCUUGGAAGUUUUCACACGUGAGUGUUGGUGGUGGCUAUGGUACUUCUACAGUAUGUUGUGACAUCUCACAUGUGACCUUCAGUAAAGUCCUUGGAACCCAAGAUGGUGUUUGUCAGCUUUGUGAACUCAUUACUAGUUGUGAGUGUGAGUUUGGUGUAUAUCAAUAGAAUGGUAGUGAUUGAGUUGAAUGUAUUUUUUAUCUUGGCUGUUUUUUUCUUUUGUUCUUCCUGUUGUCCUAUGUAUGCAUGUGUCUGUAUUGAAUAAGAGAACAUGGUGUGUUGUGAUUUCAUUAAUAUAGAGAUGUUUUCUUGUGACUC
Molecule: messenger RNA, 2667 nt
Organism: Hevea brasiliensis (rubber tree)
Lineage: Eukaryota; Viridiplantae; Streptophyta; Magnoliopsida; Malpighiales; Euphorbiaceae
Product: transcription factor bHLH143
Exons: 5
Coding region: 698-1783 (361 amino acids)
Source: RefSeq, a predicted model, not a curated record